This is a messenger RNA of Mya arenaria, 3962 nucleotides long. RefSeq lists its product as uncharacterized. The coding region runs from base 226 to 2262 and encodes 678 amino acids. The record is from RefSeq and is a predicted model, not a curated record. Lineage: Eukaryota; Metazoa; Mollusca; Bivalvia; Myida; Myidae. The transcript has 3 exons.
GCUGGUAUGUCGAUGGUGCAGAUAACGGACUACAUGUAUAUCAUUUUACGAAUGGUUUAAGAACUAACAAAGUCCACAGUUGCUCAUUGGAUGUUUUUAUUUUAUAAGCGUUCGAUAUGUGUAUAUACCCUAUUUCCGGAUUAUACAACAAGCGGAUAUAUAUGGAUAAAUAUGGAAUCUUACUAAUAAAAGCUUAGAGAACAACAGUGUCAACUGACGAACAUUAUGGCUACAGCCUAUAGGCAAACACACGACCAUCCAAAGGAAUAUUUCGUAGAAACGGAUACGGAUACGGAAGACUCCGAUUUCGACGAUUUCGUUUGUUCAGACUCCGGAAAAAGUUUGGAUGCAACGAUUUUUGCUGAUUUGGAACAAUUGUUCCAAUCUCAGGGGUCUGAAAAAAAUGAUCAGCCAGGAAAACUCCUCUGCGAAGUUCAAACUGAAGAAAAUAUAGCGGAAAUUUUCGCGGAAAUACGAAAGGAAUAUAAACCAACAGAGGCUGAAUGGAGAGUUUCCAAUAUUGACGAAAGGAAAGAUCAUGAAGCAGCCAGCCUCUUAGAUGACGCCUUUGAAUCCGUAAGCUCGGAGGUGGAAAAAAGCGGAAGUAUUGAGGGCUGUUCCUCUUGUGCUGAAUCAGUUAAUGUGUUGGAUGUUUCGCAGUUUAAAAAGGGACAACAUAUUUCAAUGCCAGGUAAAUUCGGAACAAUUUACCAACACCAUGCGAUUGUCUGCGACGUAAAAAGCACUUCAGGGACAAAAGCUGAACUGGAGCUUAUACAUUUUGAGAAUAAAGAUAAAAGCAUAAGAAUUCGCAAGGGGAUAAAAACAUACGACCUUAAAAACAAACAAAUUUAUCUAAAACACUACAAAAAGCAAAGGUACGAUUGCCAAUUGAUCGUCAGUCGGGCAGAGACAAUUCUGGAAGAUUUUAAAAUGUCCAAGUUUAAGAAAUACAAUUUUUUAUUAUUAAAUUGUGAGCACUUUGCAACUUGGUGUGUUAACGGCGAAGAAGAAUGUUUUCAGGUACAAGGGGCUUUACAAAUGAUGGUCGACACUCUCACGAGUGCACUGGGCAUUGGUAGUCGAGUGGUAAAGGUGGUUCAACAACUGGUCAUCAUGAGUACAGAUGAAAUCGCCAAGACAAUAUCGUCAGCGAUUGUUCCAGAGAUUGUACUCGGGGCAACUGCGGGUGUUUACUUAUUGUACUGUCUUGCUAAAACAGCAUACCUUAAAAUGGCAUACAAGAAAAACAACUUAUGCUUGACGUGUUUGAAAAUCACAUUAAAAGAAAUGUGGUUAGGCUUUUUAGUUUUUAGUUCGACAUCAGUUGUACAACUUCUGAUUUACACUUUUGCGGUGCCUGCAAUAGGAAGUGGAGUGGGCAUACCGUUAGUGGUUCUCUCAGUUCUGCUCUCAGUUGCGUUAAAAAUGUCUGUAAACACAUUUUUACGCGUCUUAAGAAAUCCAUUCGGAAAAGAGAAAACUAAACUGUCAAGGCCCUCGCAGUUAUCAAUUGCAGACAUUGUGGCCUUCAGUUACUAUAGAUUGGAGCAUGUUGCAAUUGUCACGGAUAUUUUAGAUGUGAACGAAAGGGCACAAACAGCAAGGGUCAGGUGCAUUCAUUAUGGUCUUCCUAAGUUGUUAGCAAAGCGACAAAUUGUUGAGGAAGAAUUUGAAAUGAAUCUGGUCAACUCAUCGUGGCACAAAUUUGACGUAGAUGACACAACUUCUUAUGCAUGUGAAAAAAGGCUAAGUCGUGCAAGGGAAAGGGUAGGUGAGAAAAGAUGGAGUAAAACAAACCGUUCAGACAACUUUUGUCAUUGGGCAGUGGUUCCAAUUGCGCGUUGGGACAACUACGCUUUCGAAGAGGUAAACGACAAAGAAAAGAAGAACAAAUCAGUUGAACCUUUUUUUAAUAAAUACCCAGGGUACAUAGCUGAAGAGCUCAGAUUAGGCGAUGUUGUAGAUUAUAAAGAAACAGGUGUGCUGGUGAGGAAACAAUCAAAAGUUGAUCAAGGAAAGAAUGUUGUAGAAAUAGAUUUGAUCAUCACAAGUUUUUGGAAAGGAGAACGAAAGACAUAUACAAUAGACUUGAAAAGGGACGAUAUUCAUGUGAUGUAUUACAAACCAGCUCUGUGCAUUUCUAUGCAAGAUCGAGUAGAGCGAGCAUUAUAUUGGGAAGGACGAAGAAAUCGACUAUUGUGGACCACGAAUGGAUUCAUAGAAUCUUGCAUCCUAAAAGAAGAAUAUUUAGACAACUAACAUGGUGCGAAUGAAAGCUUCGCUCCGACUGCUUCCUUGUAGAAAAGUGUGUUUGAAAAAUGAUCAAAGUAAUCGGUCUUACUAAAAACCGGUGUGUAAUUGUUGAUUUUAAUAAUGAAAAUGUACCAAAUUAAUUAGGUACAGGUUUAAUUAGGAAUAGGUUUCACAAAAGUGUCUGUAUUAUACUGUACAUGCUUAACCGAUUUACUCGUUGUAAGUUUUGCAAAUUUGUAUGUUUUGAUUGUGUUUUUAUGUUGCUUAAUUGGCCUUUUACUCAUUGAUAUGCUUGGAUAAUUGAAAUAUAUUUAGCUAACCACAGGUAUUUUUGUGAUAUUAAAGGACCCUCCUUAUGGCAUCCAUAUUCUGAUUUUUUAAAUUUAAAUCUUCAUUUUUUUAUUGUUUGAUUCGUUUCACCAGUAUCAUGUGAAUCAAGGACCGAUUGAGGACUUGUAUUGCAUCAAUUCCAGAAGAUAUAAAACGAAUCUAACUUUUGUAUUUCGAGUUCAAAAGAUAGGAUGCGCACAAUUACCAGUAUUAGUACAUGUGUACUCCUUUGUAUGAUUUGUUAAACAUAACAUUUAAAUACUUUUACAAGUCUAUUCAUUUAAUCCAAAAAUCAUAUUACGAAAGGUGACGAAAAGAGCAUGAUAACACAUAUCGACUUGUGUAGUAAUGUAAUAUUCUCACAGAAUUUCCUUUUUUACAACUGUUUUUGUCUUGGAAAGCAGUUUUUUGGAGUAAUCAUCUGCAAAACAAUGAUACAAGAUUGCUGACAAGUGAUCAGAGUGCAGAUUUGCCUAUUUCGUUCGAAAAUUAAUGUGUAAUGGCUUUAACCGUUUCUAACGGUUAAAGAAAAAUGCAUAAAACAUGAAUUUCUUAACUUAUAUAUAGAAAGCUACGAUCUAAUUUUUGUCAGCAGUCUUUUAUCACUGGUUUCCAUGGAUUUUCGCAGAAAAAUGGCUCGUUCCAAGACAAAAAAUGAAAAUGUUUUCAAAACGUUCAAUCUGUGAUAGUGCAGCUUUAAGGACAGAUGAACUUCUUAAGUGUUUGUUAUCAUUGUUAUCAGUAAGUGUUUUUCUAUUUAUAAUCAUGCACGACGUGUCAUAACAUCUUGUACUUUGUUUUGUUUAGUUUCCAUUAUCAUGUACUGUUCGCAAUUCAUCUUUUCGUACAUAAGUUAGCUCAUGUACGAAAAUUGAUUGGAUUAAAGUGACACUCUUAUUCAAUUCAAAAUAAAACAUACACAUGGGUUUACAAACAUCAAUUUAAAUGAUAAACCUUUAACUACUUACUAAAUUAUACAUUUAACUCAUGUACGAAAAUGUAUUGGGUUAAAGAGGUUUUUAAAACUUGCUUGGAAUAUUAAUGAAAAAUCAAAAAAAGUAUUCCUGUGGUGUGCAAAGAACCGCGCAUAUCAUAGAUGUGCUGGUACAAUAAAAGGUCAACACACACACACACACACACACACACACACACACACACACUAAAUAAGCAAAAAAAACUCAUGUACGAAAAGGUGCGUCGCAACGAGGGCAUGAUAUUAAAGCAUUCAAAACAAAAAAGUACUUAAUAUUAGUAAAAUCGUACCCGUAGUUUAAUUAUCAAGAUCAAUAACAAUUAUAGAUUGUUAACUAAGCUCAACAACAUCUUAAAUUAUAUUUUAUUAUGUUUCAGCAUAUAAAGGUAUGCAAAUUAUAACA